AUGUCUCAAGCAAGCAUCCAUGAUGAGAAGAAGGGGCUGGCAGUAUCUGCUGCCAUGCAACAGAGCGAUAAUAUAGCGCAUGCCUUGGCCGGUGCGGGAGGCGGCAUUCUCUCGAUGGCGUUGACUUACCCGCUCAUCACUCUCUCAACAAGGGCCCAGGUUGAAUCCAAGCGGGCCCAUUCGACAAUCUAUGACGCGGUUCGUCGCAUUGUCCGGAGAGAGGGGCUUGCCGGACUAUACUCGGGACUUGAGUCGGCACUUCUGGGUAUCAGUGUUACCAAUUUCGUUUACUACUAUUGGUAUGAAUGGACACGCUCCGCCUUCGAAAAGGCAGCUACGAAAGCAGGAAGGGCAUCUAGAAAGCUCACAACCGUUGAGUCGAUGGUUGCCGGGGCUAUUGCAGGGAUUGCCACAGUCAUGAUCACCAAUCCGAUUUGGGUGGUGAACACCAGAAUGACAGCCCGCAAGUCUGAUUCGGAUCACAAGUCAUCGCCCGGUGCUUAUCCUGGAAAGGAGCGAGCAUCGACAAUCGCUACACUGAUGGACUUGCUGCGCCGAGAGGGCCCAAAGGCCCUCUUCGCUGGCGUCCUGCCAGCUCUCGUAUUGGUGGUCAACCCUAUCUUGCAGUAUACAAUCUUUGAGCAAUUGAAAAUCAUCGUCGAGCGUCGUAGACGGAUGACACCCAAGGAUGCGUUCUAUUUGGGUGCCCUUGGUAAGAUACUCGCUACUUCGAUCACAUAUCCUUACAUCACAGUCAAGAGCCGCAUGCAUGUUGCAAGUAAAGAGGGGCCCCAGGAGAGUUUGAAUGGGAGUUUGAAGAAAAUAAUUCAGGAAGAAGGUUAUGCUGGCCUAUACAAAGGAAUUGGGCCAAAAGUGACGCAGAGUGCAAUUACUGCGGCAUUCUUGUUUGGUUUUAAGGAUGUUUUGUACGAGGCUAUGGUUUCCAUUCGGAAGAGGAAUCGUGGAAUUUCGAAGUAG
This is a messenger RNA of Aspergillus aculeatus ATCC 16872, 978 nucleotides long. RefSeq names its product putative peroxisomal membrane protein Pmp47 (gene pmp47). The record is from RefSeq and is a predicted model, not a curated record. Gene Ontology annotation, cellular component: peroxisomal membrane. The transcript has 3 exons. Gene Ontology annotation, molecular function: FAD transmembrane transporter activity; ADP transmembrane transporter activity; ATP transmembrane transporter activity. The coding region runs from base 1 to 978 and encodes 325 amino acids. NCBI's taxonomy places the organism in Eukaryota, Fungi, Ascomycota, Eurotiomycetes, Eurotiales, Aspergillaceae.